UCUAUGAGAUAGUAAUAGUACCCUUCUCCUAGUUGUGACAUCCAAAAUGUCCCAGACAUUGACAAAUGUUCUUUGGGAGCAAAUUUUUCCCAAUUUAUAACCAAUUAGCUCUCUCUUUAUCUCCCUCUUUCAUCGCUCCCUAUCCUUCUUCCUCCAUCUCUAUCUCUAUGUGUUGUGGUUAGGAGCUGGGGAGUCAGUUGUGGGAGAUUGGUUUACCUUUAAAUACUUACAUUGGAAAUUUGGAUUUAUCUUAUUUAGUAUGCUGGCUUUGUAUACUGAAAAUCUACCAGAUAAUACUGCAAAAGAAUAUUUGACUAUGUUGAUGUCUCUAUCUGGAAUAGAUUUCCUGAUGGACCAAGAUGGACAAAGACAAUCUAACUGUGCUGAAUGAAUUCAUUCUGAUGGGAAUCACAGACCGCCCUGAGCUGCAGGCUCCAUUGUUCAGGCUGUUCCUCAUCAUCUACGUGAUCUCAGUAGUGGGCAACUUGGGCAUCAUCAUCCUCACCAAGAUAGACUUCAAACUGCAAACACCCAUGUAUUUUUUUCUCAGACACCUUGCUAUCACUGAUCUUGGUUAUUCAACAGCCGUGGGACCAAAAAUGUUGGUAAAUUUUGUUGUGGAUGAGAACACAAUCUCCUUUUAUUUUUGUGCUACACAGCUGGCUUUCUUUAUUGUGUUCAUAACUAGUGAACUAUUCAUUCUGUCAGCAAUGUCCUAUGACCGCUAUGUGGCCAUUUGUAACCCUCUGCUCUACACAGUCAUCAUGUCACAAAGGGUUUGUCAGGUGCUAGUUGCAAUCACCUAUCUCUAUAGCACAUUUGUUUCUCUUCUCAUCACCAUAAAGAUAUUUAAUUUAUCCUUCUGUGGUUAUAACGUCAUCAGUCAUUUCUACUGUGACAUUCCCCCCUUGUUCUCUUUGCUCUGCUCAAACACACAUGAAAUUGAAUUAAUCCUUCUGGUCUUAGUAACUUUUGAUUUGAUUUCAUCUCUCCUAAUAGUUGUUUCUUACCUGCUGGUUCUUGUAGCCAUUAUCAGAAUGAACUCAGCUGAGGGCAGGUACAAGGCCUUCGCCACCUGUGGAUCCCACCUGACAGUGCUGGUAGUGUUCUACGGGACUUUAUUCUUUAUGUACAUUCAGCCCAAGGCCUGUCACUCUUUUGACACUGAUACAGUGACUUGCAUAUUUUUUACUCUGGUUAUUCCCAUGUUGAAUCCCUUGAUUUAUAGCUUGAGGAACAAAGAUGUGAAAGAUGCUGUACUUAAGACAUGGGAAAAAAUAAGCAAUAUAUUUUCUAAAGUUUGA
Molecule: messenger RNA, 1304 nt
Organism: Loxodonta africana (African savanna elephant)
Lineage: Eukaryota; Metazoa; Chordata; Mammalia; Proboscidea; Elephantidae
Product: olfactory receptor 8K3-like
Exons: 1
Coding region: 360-1304 (314 amino acids)
Biological process (GO): G protein-coupled receptor signaling pathway; sensory perception of smell
Cellular component (GO): membrane
Molecular function (GO): G protein-coupled receptor activity; olfactory receptor activity; odorant binding
Source: RefSeq, a predicted model, not a curated record